AGAGUCGGCAAUGUAUAUAUAAAAAUAGAAAGCAUGCAUAGUAUAACUAUAAUUAAUACAACCUCCCAAAAAUGGGUGAUCCUUGUGUCUGCCUCCUCCUCAAAACUCGCUGCUUCACCUUCUCUUCCUCCUUCCUUCCCUCCAGACCUUUUCUGCACAACAAGCUCAGAACUCGGACUCCGCUUGGAUUUCCAAAGCCAAGGCCAACGACGACGACGCUUCCGCAUUCAUCAUCGUCAUCGUCAUCGUCAUCAUCACAAUUCGUUCUCAUUUCGACUACCGAGUGCUCGGACGGUAGCGUCGUCUUCCGAUUUGGCGACGAGAGCGAGAAGGCUGCUUUUGAUGAGAUUAAUAGUCGUCUGGAUGCGGAGUUGAGUGACGGAUUGGUUGGCGAAAGCAAUGCGGAAGAAUCGGAGAUUGAUGCUUCUCCGGCGAGUUCACCUGAGGAGACUGCCUUCCUUGAUUUGACCUCAGCAGAUGAAGUCAAAAGCUCAGCAGUGUUAGGUGACAGCUCCCCUUCCACCAAUUCACAAGAUGUAUUCACAGAGGCUGAAUCACAUAGCAGGGAUAUUUCAGGAGCAUCAGCUCCUAGGAAAUUGGAAUUCCAUACACUUGAAGGCUCAGAGGGGUAUCCACCCACUAUUUCAGAAGAUGAAUUCAUAGAGCAAGCACAUAGAAGAGAUGUCACAGGAGCAUCAACUCCUAUGCCAGUGGAAUUGCAUACAUCUGAAGGCUCUGAGGGGUAUCCUUCUGCAAAGUCAGAAGAUGAAUUAACAGAGGGUAAAGAAGAUACAACAUAUGUCAUAGGAGCAUCAACUCCUACGCCAGUGGAAUUGCAUACAUCUGAAGGCUCUGAGGGUUAUCCUUCUACAAAGUCAGAAGAUGAAUUAACAGAGGCUAAAGAAGAUAGAAGAGAUGUCACAGGAGCAUCAACUCAUACGACAGUGGAAUUGCAUACAUCUGAAGGCUCUGAGGGGUAUCCAUCUACAGAAUCAGAAGAUGAAGUAACAGAGGGCAAAGAACAUAGAAGAGAUGUCACAGGAGCAUCAACUCCUAUGCCAGUGGAAUUGCAUACAUUUGAAGGCUCUGAGGGGUAUCAUUCUACAAAGUCAGAAGAGGAAUCAACAGAGGGUAAAGAAGAUAGAACACCAACUCCUAGGAUGGUUAAAUUGCAUACUGUUGAAGGCUCUGCGGGAUAUCCCUCCACAAAGUCAGAAGAUGAAUUGACAGAGGGGAAAGCCCAUCAAAGAGAUGUCUCAGGAGCAUCAACUAAUAGGACAGAGGAUAUGCAUACUGUUGAAGGUGCUGAGGAGAAUGCUUCCAUAAAUUCAGAGGAUGAAUUUGCAGAUGAUAAAACACAUAGAAGAGAUGCUUCAGGAGAAUUAAUGCCAAGGAUAUUGGAAUUUCAUUCAGUUGAAGGCGCUUUGGGGUAUCCUUUAACAAAAUCAGAAGAUGAAUCAACAGGGGGUAAAGGACAAAGAGAUGUUUCAGGAGCAUCAACUACUAGAACAGUGGAAUUGCAUACAGUUGAAGGUGCUAAGGGGCAUGCUUCCACAAAGUUAGAAGAUAAAUUCGCAGAGGGUAAACUAGAUAGAACAGAUGUUUUAGAAGCAGCAACUCCCAGGACAGUGGAAUUGCAAACAGUUGAACGUGCUAAGGAUACCCCUUCAAAAAAGUCAGAAGAUGAAUUCACAGAGGGUAAAGCACAUAUAAGAAAUGUUUCGGGAGCAUCAACUCCUAGGAUAGUGGAAUUGCAUACAGUUGAAGGCGCUGAAGGGGAGGACAUUGCUGCACCAUUACUUCUACUAUCGACUGGUGCUGCAUUAUUACCGCAUCCCUCAAAGGCAUUGACAGGUGGGGAGGAUGCUUGCUUUGUUGCUUCCGGAAACUGGCUAGGUGUGGCUGAUGGAGUUAGUCAAUGGUCACUGGAAGGGAUUAAUCCUGGGCUAUAUGCUCAUGAACUCAUGAAGAACUGUGAAAGGUUUGUAUCCGAUAGCAAAGGUAUACCAUUGACUAAACCAGAAGACGUCCUUGUUAGCGGUGCUACACAAACAAAAUCUCCUGGCUCAUCUACAGUUUUAGUCGCUUACUUUGAUGGUCAGGCCCUCCAUGUGGCAAACAUUGGUAACUCAGGAUUUAUCAUAAUCAGAAAUGGUGCUGUUUUUAAGAGAUCAUCUCCAAUGAUUCAUGGCUUCAAUUUUCCAUUACAAACUGUCAGAGGCGUUGACCCCUCGGAACUAAUAGAGAGAUACAGUAUAGAUUUGGAUGAGGGAGAUGUCAUUGUCACUGCAACGGAUGGCCUUUUUGACAACUUGUAUGAGCAAGAAAUCACUUCAAUUGUAACUAAGUCAUUCCAAAGGAGAAUGAGACUUCAGGAUAUAGCAGAGUUCUUGGCCGCUAGCGCACAGGAGGUUGGGCAAUCUACUUCUAGAAGAAGCCCAUUUGCAGAUGCAGUUGAGGCAUCUGGGUAUGUGGGAUAUACUGGUGGCAAGCUCGAUGAUGUGACUGUUAUUGUGUCGCUUGUACAGAAGAAAAGCAGCUGUUAGUAUCCCAUCAUCCCAUGACAACAAAGUAAAGCAGCAUAUGUUGUAGCUAAGCUUGCAUAUAAAAUGGGUUGGAAGGAAAUCCUAAAGGCUAACGACACUUUACUAUAGUCCCAAGGCGAAGGAGUAUUUGUUGAGAAUAUACAUAUUCUACAUGGGAAAAAUGGGACCUUGCCUAUGAGUUUAUAAGGGUUUGGGCCACUCCAUCUAUUGCCAAUUGGUUUUGGUUGUGAACCUCAGAUUACUUUAUUAGUAUUCGCAAAGCAAAGAAUCUACAAUUCAAGUUAUUCACUAUUACUACACAGUUUCAUGUUAUUCACUAUUUUGUAACUAGUUUUGUUUACAAUAUACAUAUAAAAAUGUAUUACUUUAUCAGUACAAAGCAAAGCAUCUACAAUUCAAGUUAUUCACUAUUACUACACAGUU
Rosa chinensis is the source of this 2969-nucleotide messenger RNA. Its product is annotated as probable protein phosphatase 2C 62. Lineage: Eukaryota; Viridiplantae; Streptophyta; Magnoliopsida; Rosales; Rosaceae. The transcript is spliced from 10 exons. Bases 72 to 2546 code for a protein of 824 amino acids. The record is from RefSeq and is a predicted model, not a curated record.